Molecule: messenger RNA, 1998 nt
Organism: Fusarium verticillioides 7600
Lineage: Eukaryota; Fungi; Ascomycota; Sordariomycetes; Hypocreales; Nectriaceae
Exons: 5
Coding region: 277-1842 (521 amino acids)
Source: RefSeq, a predicted model, not a curated record
AUUGAGUUGCGCUGAGACAUGUCAUUCGUCUGGAGUGACCAUGUUCCCGGCCGGCCCCCAACGAGGCGGUUUCUGGCAAUUUCAGUUGCCGCUGUGUCUUGUCUCUUUGGCGCCCUUUCCCGAGAGCCUGAUUUCCCUGGGUUAGAAUUGAUAAACCCCGCCUCCCGGUCUCUCAGUGAUCCAUAAGCCCCUGUUGUUUCCCUCCAGAUUACGGAACCCAACCUCCUGCGAACUCUGGCCUGGCUCUGUCCCUGUGCUUCGUUCACACAGCCAGCAAUGGAGCGUUGGUCUGCCUUGAUACGACUCGGGCCCAGUUCUAAAGAGGACUUACGGGUCACUAUCCGCCUGCAGGUUUGGCACUACAGCGAGCGGGGACGAUGCCCCGAGUUCAACAAGGGGCUUGCCCGUCUGUUCUCCCCCAAGGCUCUCGGGAACCUGAAACACUGGAUUCCUCACCCGGCUAAAGUGGUCGAACCCGAUGAUAUCUCGAUUCGAGAUGACUACGUCCCAGUGGAGGUCGACUUUGUACACCGCGUCGCCACGUACAACAACCCUCAGGGGAAUCCCGAGUCUGGGGCUCGUGAUGUCUUCAAGAAAUUCGCUCCACCGAUCGUAUACGAUUACUUCGUCUCCAAAAUACAAAGCCCACCUCACGCGAUGAAUAUCUACGCAGUUGCCAACGGUGACGAGGUGACAGAGGAGCACAUCAAGAUGAAGUAUGCGCAUAGCUUCUUCUUCAUUCCGCUGGAGCUUCGGCUCGAGCGGUUUAUCAAACCCGCUAUGGUCUGCCAGGAGGACACCAUAAUGAACAUAUUGCGGGUAGGGGCCGACUCUCUCCCUACAUUAGGGUCGUUGCUCCUCACGUACAUGGCUUACCAGGGCGCAACAAUCCCAGAGGGAACAGAUUUUCACGCUAUUUCCGAGACGGCUUUGAGACAGCUUUCGUCCGAACUGCCCUGGUUGAACGAUAUGCUCGACAAUUUGAAGAACAGGGAUGAGGAUGGCACAUCUGAGAACACACCCACUAGUAGCGGGCCCCUCGUUCUCUUGGGUAAUGCAUCAACCUCAUUUGAAAAGCUCCGUGAACUCGCCGGUGGGCUGGAACCCAGACUCAAAAAAUUAUCAAAUGGAGAGGGUCUCACUAAUCAAGGGAUCGUCAGAACGAUACUUGACCUGCGCCAGGCUACAAUUCAUCUCUCUGAGUACAACCACGCCAUGGUGAGCUUCAAUGGCGAGGAAAUCAGCAAGUGGAAUGCAAAAGCCAGCCGUCAUGAAGAGUUGUUCUACAGGGCAGGGUUCGCUACGCUCGGGUGCACAGUACUUGCCGCCCUAGCUUUUUGGAAACCAGAGCUCGCCAACCUUCUCGCCACUACACUAACCAAAGGCCUUGGGCUGAAUGAUGUUGCUGGCUCAGCCGGAGGCCAGAUUGUCGGGGUGGGAGGUGCUGCUAUGUCAGGCCUUAGCACAAUCUAUCAGUACCAGGAGAAGAGCAAAGCGCUUGCCGCGCUUGGUGAUGCUCAGAAUAGGGUUAGUGCCGGCCGGGUCGCCCUGCAAAGAGUCCUCGUGGCUCUCCGUCAGACCCAGGCCACACUGGCAUUGGUUUACAUUGUGCAGGUGAUGCGACAGCCCAUCACAUGUAUGGGAGAUGAAGAGCUAGAGAGGGCGGUUAAGAUGCUAGGGGGCGACUUGCAGUAUCUGCAGGACGCAACCUAUAGCCAGACCCUUAUACAGGACAGAUUGGACAAUCUAGUGCAAGCAAGUAUCGACCUGGAUAAUGAGUACCAGAGAACCAUGGUUGCCAUGAAUGUUGUGAUGGACACAGUGGGAAGGGUGGUUGACUAAAGCAGCAGGAUCCGAGUCGGUACUAGGAGAUUGAUUGUUGUUGACUACCUUACUUGUAAGGGCUUUCGUAAAUUUAUUCAACUAGUAGGGUAUUUGCAAGUUGACUUGAGUUUGUAACAAUAACUAAGCCCUUUAAGGCUAUGAAAUAACUCUAGG